GAAAUGACUUUUGAUUGGUUGCGAGGUACUUCCGUGUACAUCUGCCAGCCAAUCAAAUGUCUUAUACUCCAGUUUUUUGAACCUGAGCAUUUUAACCGUCAGGCGCGACAAAAUAAAUUGUCUGUGAGUCGGAGCGGGUUAGAUAAAACGUGUUCAAGCGACAAACUAAUUUGUUUGUUUUUUAGGUAAAACAAGAAAAAAAAAUGGAAUUGGAUUCCAUGAAGUAUGCCGAAUUACGCAGUCUUGCGAAGGAGAUUGGGCUCAAAACCUCAAAACUGAAGGCUGAUAAGCUUCUGAAGGUGCUCAAGGAGCAUUUCCAGCAGCAGGGAGAUGUUGCAGUGGAGCAGGGAGAUGAGACUGGCAUCGCUGCACAGGAUGAUGUCAACUCAACCCAGGAAGUCAACCAUUCGUCACAGGUUGACGAUGAGCCUUUCCUAAAACAUCAAACUCAGGAGUUUGUUACCAAACGUCGCGGUAGAGGGCGACCGAAGAAGAGGAAGGAGCCUGAAGAUGAGAUCUUUGAGAAGCUGGUUGAACCCAGAAUCGGCCAAGGGAGUGUUAAGAGAAGGAAAACGUCUGCCGCUAAGGAUUCUGGGACGGCAGCACCAGUGGAGGAGGCACAGAAAACCAAUGUUCAGACACAUCCUGAACCUGGCCACAAAGAUGCAGCCCCGGCAGUGACGUUUGAGAAAGGAGAGGGACAGGAGGUGGUGAAGCCAGUGGGAAAGAUCCCUCGCCACGAGGGGCUCCUGAAGAGGACUAAGUCGAUGCUGAAGCCUACGACACCAAACUUCAGAAAGCUCCACGAGGCACAUUUCAAGAGGAUGGAGUCAAUCGAUUCGUACGUGGAAAGGAAGACCAAGCAAGUUGAUUUGUUCAGAAGUUCCGUGAAGGAACUGAAGGUUCUCUCCGAUAAGACUCUUUCUAACCCGACUGAAGGAAAAACCCCAGGGAUGUCGAGCUGUGCCUCCCUGUUCAGCCCAGCAUCCCAGAGACCUGCCACAGACCAACGCAGACAGACCCGAUUCUCAGGCAUCAAAUCUGCCACUGAUAAAAGUAGACUCUCAGCCAGUAAGCCAGCCACAGACAAACGCAGACAGACCCGGGUCUCAGCCAUCAAAUCUGCCACUGAUAAAAGUAGACUCUCAGCCAGUAAGCCAGCCACAGACAAACGCAGAGAGACCCGGGUCUCAGCCAUCAAAUCUGCCACUGAUAAAAGUAGACUCUCAGCCAGUAAGCCAGCUACAGACAAACGCAGACAGACCCGGGUCUCUGGCACCAACUCCCCUCAGAAGGACACUGUUGUUCCAUUCAGACCCACAGUCCUGUCCACUUGCAGGAUCAAUGUCCGGUUCUCUCAGGCUACUCGGGAUAAUGAGCACAAGAGGCCCAUGGUCAAGACACCAGCGCGCCCGUCAACCCGCGUGGAACUCGUCACUCCUGGGAAAGAGACUAAAGUUGGCGGGAACCGUGAAGUCAACAGGCCCUCUGUUCCCUCUAGCACCAAGACGCCAGGAACAGCAUUUGUGUUUAAUGCAAACACCAGUGUUCUUUCUAACACUCCUGGAACCAACAAGGCCAACUUUGAUCUGAAGGCCAGUCUCUCUAAGCCUCUCACCUACAAGCCUCACAAGGGGAAGCUGAAGCCUUAUGGAGAGACCAAGGAGAACACCGCUGACCAGUCUCAGAUUGUUCUUUCACACCAGAAGAACUACAAACAGCACCCGGUUCAGACGAGGGAGCAAAGGAGGACAAAACAGACUGAAGACAGGAAGCAGAAGAAAGUGAACAUGCUUGGAGCCAGACGAGGCCUCGUCAUGACCUAAUUAUUCUGUCACCCCCCCCCCCCCCCCCCCCCACUCUUCUGUAAAGAUUAGACCCUGUUUUUACUGCAUCUGUCCUCUGUACUGUUAUGAUUGUUCAAUUUUCCUCUGUAGUUCCUCAAACAACUUCACUAUUACAAUGUUAUGUACUUUUAUUGUUCACAUUAACAUGUUAAAUAUUUUGGUCAUCUGUAAUUCACAUGUUUUACAGUGCGUAUAAGUUUGUUGUACUUUUUCCAGAAUUGUAAAUACAUGUAGUAAAUUUGGCA
Molecule: messenger RNA, 2092 nt
Organism: Oncorhynchus mykiss (rainbow trout)
Lineage: Eukaryota; Metazoa; Chordata; Actinopteri; Salmoniformes; Salmonidae
Product: nucleolar and spindle-associated protein 1
Biological process (GO): mitotic chromosome condensation; establishment of mitotic spindle localization; mitotic cytokinesis
Cellular component (GO): mitotic spindle; microtubule; nucleolus
Molecular function (GO): microtubule binding
Source: RefSeq, a predicted model, not a curated record